CUUCCAUAUCCCUUCUCAGAGGAUGGAGAGCGGUGGUCAGUAUGAAAAUGGGCGGUACAACUCCGAUUACUACAAAGAAGGAACACACUCUCUGUGGAAUAGUACUACCAUGUCUAAUCAGACAAAGGAGGACCAACAUAAUGCUCUGGUGAUGAAUCAGAAGAUCAUGUCCAUCCUUGCCGAGAGAGACGCUGCCCUCAAGGAAAGAGACGAUGCCUUAGCUGCCAAGCAGGACGCUUUAGCCGCUCGUGACGAAGCAUUUCACCAACGUGACAAAGCUCUCUCUCAGAGAGAUAAUGCUAUCUUGGAGAGGGACAGUGCCUUGAGUGCUCUUCAAUUCCGUGAACACAAUCUAAACUACAUUCUGUCACGUGCAAAGCUCGGUGCCUCUCACUUACCCAACCCUUCUCCUUUGUCAACUAUUCCACAUGAAGCUGCGCCAAGUAAAAGAAAAAAAAAGCGCAAACAGGAAACAAGGUCCAAGGGAACGAGAGUGGGCGAAGAUCUUAACCAUCAGCUUGCUUCUCCCGGAAAGAAAUGCAGAAAAGAUCGGGACAGUAACGUUGUCGGCUUAAACCUAGUCACCUUCGAUGAGACGACAAUGCCAGUCCCCAUGUGCACUUGCACUGGUACUGCUCGUCACUGUUACAAAUGGGGAAACGGCGGGUGGCAGUCAUCUUGCUGCACAACCACUUUGUCUCAGUAUCCGCUUCCCCAGAUGCCAAACAAACGCCAUUCUCGAGUGGGAGGUAGGAAAAUGAGCGGAAACGUCUUCUCCAGGUUACUUAGCCGUUUAGCUGGACAAGGCCACGACCUCUCCUCUCCCGUUGAUCUCAAGGAUUAUUGGGCUAGACAUGGCACCAAUCGCUACAUCACUAUCAUGUAGCCAAAAGAUAUUCGAGCAAUGGCAAGAGCCUAUGACAGCCGCCACAGAUGUUGCAGCAACUCAACAUCAGCUAGUUAAGACAGCCGCCAUAGAACCAGAAUGGAACCAUGACAACAACACCAACCUGAAUCAGAGUAGAGCGGCUGUUGAGGUGUUGGCGAGAUGAAAGGAUUGGAGUCUUUUGUUUUUAAGUUGCAUAUCAACUAAUCAAACAUUAUGUAGUCUGUUGACUUAUAUGUAUAUUACAUAUGAAAUCUUAGUAAGAUAAAAAGUAGAAUUUCAAUUCAAGAGAUUGAGGUUCAGACACAGAUUCUCUCUAUUUGCUUUGUGCUUUUAUAACACCUCUCUUUGUUAAGUUUUCUGUGUGUUUAUAUAUGAACUGUAGUUAACAGGCCGGGCCUCAUUUUAG
Eruca vesicaria subsp. sativa (arugula) is the source of this 1295-nucleotide messenger RNA. Lineage: Eukaryota; Viridiplantae; Streptophyta; Magnoliopsida; Brassicales; Brassicaceae. The record is from the annotation of a GenBank genome assembly.